Portunus trituberculatus (swimming crab) is the source of this 1111-nucleotide messenger RNA. Its product is annotated as thioredoxin domain-containing protein 17-like. Gene Ontology annotation, cellular component: cytosol. Gene Ontology annotation, molecular function: DNA binding; zinc ion binding; protein-disulfide reductase [NAD(P)H] activity. NCBI's taxonomy places the organism in Eukaryota, Metazoa, Arthropoda, Malacostraca, Decapoda, Portunidae. The record is from RefSeq and is a predicted model, not a curated record. The transcript has a single exon. Bases 99 to 476 code for a protein of 125 amino acids.
CUCCGCCACGUUCCUGAUAACCGCCCCCUUGACCACCUGAACACCACCUCGUCGCCUUCCGUCCUCUGACUCCUCUCCACUCCAACUCAGCCUACAAAAUGGUCCAAACUAUUGAGGUGCAGGGCUUUGACGCCUUUGUGGAGGCUAUGGAGGCCCAAAAAGCUGCCGGGAAGACCAUAUUUGCCUUGUUCAGCGGCUCAAAGGACGCGAAUGGCAAGAGCUGGUGCCCUGACUGUGUGGUAGCUGAGCCUGUGGUGAAGGGCGCCCUUGGGAAAGCCUCCGACGAUGCUGUGUUCCUGUACGUGGGUGUCGGAGGGAGGGACUUCUGGAAGGACCCUCAGUGUGUCUUCAGAACGGACUCCCGCACCCGCCUGAGGAGUGUGCCCACCCUUAUGAAGAUAGGAGGACCGCAGAGGCUGGAGGAGGAACAGUGUGCCAAGAGCGACAUGGUGGAGAUGCUGUUUGAGGAUGCUUAGUGCUGUUAUGCCGGGCCAGUCAUUCAUGUCCUUCCCAUCACUUGCUUUCCUCAUACUUAGCACCAGGACCCCAGCCUCAUUCCAAUCUAACCCAGUGGCAUGUGGGAAGUGUCAUACCCCACCUAUUCUUAUCUAUCACGUGUCAAAAUGAUUCUCCUUCCCACUCCUAGUCUUUCAUAACCCUGAGGCAGCCGUGUCAUGAGUGUCAUUGAAAGAUUGUCUGGUCUGCAGUAGAGGGAAGUGGUUUUACUGUGUCAAUUUGCAGUAUUUGAUUAGAUAUGGAAAGUGGCAUUUGGAGUUUAUAAGGAAGUUCUUCACCUUUGCUAUUAAGGGUUGUGAUUUGACAUUCUAAUUAUUAUAUUUGUUUUGUCAGCAAUAUUACAGUUGACAUGGGUGAGAUUUUUAUGUCACUAAAAAUAUAAGCUCAUAAAUGGAUACUUAUUUUUCCAGUUAAUGUGAUCCAGUAAUUAAUAUAUUAUCAAGUGAUGUCAAUAUUUUGUAUAUCUGGAAACCAAUGACAAAUUUAUAAAACCAAGUUUCUCUUUCACAUUUGGUAGAGACAUACUUCUGCCUUUCAGAGUAAUGUGAUGAUAUGUGAUUCAUCCAGUUGCUUCAUUUAAUAUACAAUUGUGUAA